AUGGAUAACUUGGACCUCAUCAAGACCGUGCGAGGCCUCGACCAAAAUGGCCCUGGAGAUGAUGGGCAGAAUCUCCAGAAGCUUUGGAACUUUCUAGCUCAGGCAUCAGAUACACCGUUUCAUGCUGCAGAUGAGAGCAGCUUAAGAUGGCUGUUGAAGUCCAUGAAUGGCACUUCAGAAGCCGCCGAGACGUUGCGCCGGUACCCCCUCACCUGGAACAUCCUCGACUGUGUCUUCCGCAGAAUCCCGCUGUUUUCGCUGGCAAAAUCGCUGGCGGAUAGGAAAUUCACAGCAGUUCUGCAGCAGACGUUGAAAGACAUCUCGAAACCGGUUGGCUCUCCCGAGCAGAGGUCUCCGUCUAAACGAAAGCGAUCAACAAACAUCGCCUACUCGGCCGAUGUUAUGCGAAGCAUAGAGGGGUGCCUGGAGACUGCUCGGGCUCUCUUCAUGACAGUGAAAUCAUUACUGAGUCGCGUGGACAACGCGGUGGAGGGGUUCUCGCGGGACAAGAUUGGCGCCGAAUACAUUAAAUCUUUCUUUUAUACAUCGGCCGCAGACGCUUCGAGAAUCGUGGCACCCGCUUUCAAAAUUUGCGAGAAUCUCCUAUCCAGCGACUUACGGGACCACAUAGAGGGCAGCGAGGAUUGGAUUCAAACCAUUUCAUCCGUCUGGGACCUUCAUCUCCACGCCACGGAUGACGUCCUGAGUGUGGCAAUGUACCUGUUCCGAUCUGCCUCGGUCAUUCUGGCAAAUGUUGGAUCGUUUUCUUCUGCAAAUCGAGUGCAGGUGCGUGACAGCCUGGAGGAACAGUGGUCAUCAGAUAUGCGCGCAUUUAUGCAUCGCAACUUUGCUCUGCCGGGACGGGGCGCCUUCAUCAACCAUCAAACCCUUGAGGCCUUUACAACUGCUCUACAGGUGUGUCAUGGCACAAUUCACCUCGCUGCCCCUGCCUUGUACUUCAUCGCAUCGAGCACAUACAAGGACGUAGCCGACAGUGGACUUCGCAAGGACAAUGUUGCGUGGAUCAAACAGACCUUUCAGACUGUGGAGCUGGCAAUCAAGAACAGACAGGACCGCACCGUUCUCCUAGAGAGUGUUUUGGAGCAAGCGUUGGUACAUUCUGCACCAGUUGGCGUAGAUGACUUGCGUCGUGUGUGCCGAGAUUACGCUUUUCAGGAUCGUGGCACCAGCUGGGUCUUGGUGUCCAAGAUUGCUCAGUGUGAAACGGAUGUGUUCCAAAUAUCUGACGACGGUAUCGAACUGCGAAAAGAGAUAUGCGACAGAAUCGCCAGAGAGGACAACGAGGAUGCUAAUAAAACGGCAAUUGUGGAAGUGAUUGGGGCGAUUGAAGAUGGUUUCCGCACUCGUCGUGACCUGCCAAGCUUCUUGCGGCUAUGGUUUGAGCAACUUUCAGACGUCGAGAGACAGAAUUUUCACACGGAGUCGGCUUGGUUUACUUUUUCUCAGAGACAGCCUAAAAAGGAUUCGCUUACUUCCAUUUUAGAGACUGAAAUGUCUCCGAAGCGUCUCAAUGAGGUUGUUGCGUGGUUGAAGGAAAAAAAAUCAAAAUCCAAUCCCCAAGCCGUUGCAUUAUUUGCGUCUGUCAUCGCCGAGGCAGUGCAUAGUGAACAAUAUCUGGAUGUUGUUGGUCGGCAGCUCUUCGAUUUGGUGGAUGGUUUGCAGGCUGCUUCUCCUUUGACGGCUUUACGAUGGCGAGUCGUGUCAAUGACUGCUUCGUGCGUGGCACCAGAUGAAAGGCGAGAAAUUUGGGCUGCUGUUAAGAAGCGUCUUACCAGGGCUUUGGAAAAGUCACCAAUUUUGUCGGCCGAAGCGUUCGAGGCUUUCAAAUGCUGCUACAAAAUUUGGGAUUAUGUGUCCCCCGAUGGACCUUGGGUUGAAGAGCCCGCAGGCUUGGUAGAAGCGUUCACGAAGAGACUUGCUGCUGAGACAAGUUCUACCAGUGUUCUGGAAGGUACCCAACUCUCAGCGGCUCUCAGCCUAAAUAAUGAAGCGGCGUUUAAAGAAGAAUACGGCCAUCAGCAGUACAUUGCCUGGUUCUUGAAUGGCUCCAGCCGGUUCCUAAAACUCUACAUGUCCAGGGCCGGCGAGUUGCCGCCCGCGCUCAGUGUGGCAUUUUCAUCGCCCAAAUCAUGCACAGACGGGUUGACCUCUUUUUGGACGGCGUUGAUGCGGAACGAAACCAAUAUCAAUGCCAAGAAGCUUGCACAUGGCCUUGUCGAUCGCCUGCUUGCAGCGUUUGAGGAGUCUGAAACGGAGAGUGACUGGCCAGGCGAAAAUGGUCAAAUGUGGAUGAAGACGCUGUCGGGUGUCCCAACGGACUGCUUCGAUCGUAAUCAGCGAGAAGAACUCAUGACGAUAUUGGCCAAGCGGCAGUCGAGGAUCUCAAAGUCUGCCGCUAAGAAUGACGUGAACGAUUGGAAGCUGUCACUAGGCUUGGUGUGCAAAGUUAUGAAACGGCCUACAUUUUACGACGGCAUGCGAUUCUCAGACUUAGUGGAGGCAUCUUCUGCCUUGUCCCAGCUCUCACUGGUACCGGAAGAAGACGGCACCGAGACAAUCCUGGAGGUCAUUGAGAGAUUUUCUUGUAUGGCUUCUUUAGUCAUCAAGCAGAUGGCAAGCCACGUUGAUGAACGAAGUACGAAGUACUUCCACGAAGCAAUACCAUUCGUGUCAAGCUGCGAGAAGCAAGCUGAAGAGAGUUCUGAAAACAAACUUGACCUGCCAGCCCUCCACAUGACUCUGCUCAAAUCUCUGGGCACUGAGCUCGCUCGAUCUGUGAAUAGCCCCUCAAACACAGAUUCUGCGCCUCUAUUGACUGCGACACGACAAGCUCUAUCGAAAUGCAUUACAAAACUCAUCAAGUUGUGUGUGUCGGAAAAACAAGUACUUGAGCGUGCUGAUCCCACCAUGGACAUGAGCAUUCUGGCUGCCUUGAAUGCUGCUGCAGCCACAGAUUUCUCUGAGAAGAAUAGCUUCGAGUCACCUUCGAUAAGGAAGCUAGAAAAACGAAGCAGACAAGCAAUGCGAGAUGGCGAUUUGCGAGCGUGGAAGAUACAAAUAUUCAUCCGCGGCUACUUGUCAGAUAUGCUUGAGGCGUCGCCGCCAACCACAUUUGACGACGUGUCAAGUCUGCCUCACAGUACGCGAGAGGCCGUGCUCAAGGAGCUUGUCGAAUCUGUGUCUGCCAACAUGGAUGGGGUUUCGAAAUUGUCAUACUUGAGAGGACUACUGGGCGAGCUCAAAGGAGGCUGCAACACGGAUGGUCAGUUGCUUGCCAUUGAGCACCUGACAAGUCAAAUUAUUGAGUCGUCCGAUUUCCAGCUUCAGACCGAGGAUGGUUUUGAUCUCGCCACGUUCCACAAUGACUUGACGCCAUUGCUGCUACGGCGACCAUCCCACGCCAAUGUCAUUUUUCGCAUCCUGCGGGGCCUGUUGGAGAGACGACCGCAGUCAAUGAGCCAAUGGAACAUUGAGCUGACGCUGAGCACUGUAUCCCGUCUCGCGUCAGGCCGCAGUGCCGGCGAGAGCACGGUGUCGUAUCCCUGGCUCUGCAAACUGGUCGAAGUGAUUAUCAAGAAGCACCGUCUUCGACUCGAAGGGCGUUUCCACCUGCUGUUGAGCACGAUGCAAAUCUUGCUCCAGAACCUCAUUAUGAAUCAACACGACGCCACCACAGCGGACAGCUUCACGCAGGAGGCCAAGGCUCAGUUGUAUGCCCGGCUCAUCACACUGAUUUGCGAGCCCACCGCCGGAGCAGUCUCCCGCUCGCAACUCCGCAGCUCGCUGGACCCAGCUACCGAUGCUGCGAAGCGAUCUGCGGGUCGGCACAUGUACCUUGUUCUGGUGCGAUAUGUCAAACUGCAGCUUGAAACGAGCGUGUCGGCAGAGGUACGCGAUGCGCUUGAGCAAGCCAUGAAUUCCAUCUUCGACAUCACAUCACCCGAAGGAAGAAAGAUUCUCAACGACGCCAUGGAUAGCAGCGGCAGGGCGAUAUUGCGAGAAAUGUUCAAGAGAUAUGUCAAAUUUGGUAAAUGGAGUGGCGCUUGA
This is a messenger RNA of Metarhizium album ARSEF 1941, 4068 nucleotides long. Its product is annotated as Nucleolar 27S pre-rRNA processing, Urb2/Npa2. The transcript is spliced from 3 exons. The record is from RefSeq and is a predicted model, not a curated record. Bases 1 to 4068 code for a protein of 1355 amino acids. Gene Ontology annotation, cellular component: nucleolus. NCBI's taxonomy places the organism in Eukaryota, Fungi, Ascomycota, Sordariomycetes, Hypocreales, Clavicipitaceae. Gene Ontology annotation, biological process: ribosome biogenesis.